GUACCGAAUCGUGAAAAUCUACUCGGAUGACAUUAGAACAUCCUAUGGUAUUCUUCUGUUCGACUAUGUAUAUUACGAUCUAUAUCGUAAUAUACAGUAUGUCAUAUUAAUUUACAGUAUACACAUAAUAACUUGAGAAUAAAAUCCAUGACUGCAGUGAUUUAACAGUUAAAAUUAAUUUUUAUAAAUGAUAAAUGGAUCUUGAGAUACGACAAUAAUGUCGCAGAUUACGUUAUGUUCUAUAGUUUUAUUAUCAUUUGUAUUUGGAGUUACGUCACAGAUAAUAAUUUUUAAAUGUUGUCGAAAUGGUGAAGAAUUAUCAUUGUCACAAAAUACAAAUUCUGAUCCCGUAUGCAAACCAAGUAUGGCAUCUUGGGAGCCGUUGAUCUAUUCACCUUCUCAAAAUUCACUUUCACCAAAAAUACCUCCUGAAUGGAUAAUUCAAGAAGAAAUGAAGCCCACUUGCUUGAGUGACCACAUUCUGAAAGUUGUGCCUUGCACAAGGUAUUUACCUUGCAUUUUUUGGGAAAACGGUAAUGCAGUAUCUGACAUUGAAAAAGGAACUUAUUUUUCGCCAAGUGAAUUUUGUACGGAUUCUCAAGCUCUUCUAAUUUGUACACCUAAAAAAGUACAAAACAAAACAGAAAUCACUAGUAGAACUAAUAUCUAUAGAUGUUGUGGAAAGAAUGCUAUUUUUGAUGAAGACAGGCAUUCAUGUGUGAUACAGCCAAAUAAUGAAGAUGAAAAAUUUCUAUUACCAAACAUUUCAUCAAAUGUUGAAGUUGUUUUUGGAUUUCCUCGAUGUUUGCAUUCUGAAAACUUCACUAUCGUUGGAGAUGCAAGCAAAUCUCACUAUCUACCAAAUGGCGAUUUGCAAGUAAAUAAUUUGGUUUUGCCAUCUUCUCAAUAUUGUGUGGAACAAAUAAAACAACUUGAUAAAAGGAUGAAAAUUUUCGCGUGUUCGGAAUAUACAUCACAACGAUCAAAAGUUACAAGAAUGGAUGUACGUUUCCGGAUUUACGCUAUAAGUUUGAUUAUAAGUGCUAUAUUUUUGGCUGCAACAUUAGCUACCGGUUGGCUUCUUCCUUCUUCACAUCACGUUUUGCAUUGGAGAUGUCAAACUUAUCACGUUAUAUGUUUAAUGCUUGGCGAUUUACUUAUGGCAAUCAUUCAACUCGCCGGCGAUUCCCUUCAGGGCAAUAGUUGUAAAUUAAUUGGUAUUCUGGCACAUGUUUGUUUUCUCGCAGCAUUCUUUUGGCUCAAUACUAUGUGUUUUAAUAUUUGGUGGACUUUUCGAGAUCUGAGACCUGCUACUUUAGAGAAGAGUCAAGAGACUUUGAGGCUCAGAGUAUACGCUUGUUACGCAUGGGGUGGCCCUUUACUCAUCGCUGGAGUUGCUGCUUUGUUUGAUCAUUUACCAGCUGAAAAUCAUUAUUCUUUUUUGAAGCCAAAAUUUGGUGAAAAAAUGUGUUGGUUUUAUGGAGAUACUGAGAUCUUAGCAUAUUUUUAUGGACCGAUAGGAGUUUUAUUUCUGAUUAAUGUCAUAUUUUUCAUUGCUACAACACACGAAUUAACUUGCGGACUAUGGAAAGGUGAAUUUGUCAAAAGCACGACAGAAAGGGCUGCUCUAAGUCGGGUAUGCUUCAAAUUGGUAAUUGUCAUGGGCGUUACGUGGAUCGCUGAUGUAAUAUCAUGGGCUAUUGGUGGCCCAAGUUAUUUAUGGUAUUUCACGGACUUAAUAAAUGCACUUCAAGGUGUCUUCAUAUUUAUCGUAGUAGGUUGGCAACCACAAGUGCGAAGUAGUCUUAAAAGAAUUUUCAAUGGAAAUCCUCGAACUAACGCUGGAAGACAGGGAAAUGGACUGAGUACUACUAGUAAUGGAAUGCCAAGUUUAGGAGAUAGUGUGACUCAUAAUCCAAGUACUAGGACAGUACCAUUAGAAACUAUCUGUUGAAUUAUUUUAUAAAUUGUUUUUUUCUAACUGAUGUACUGCCAGCUUUAGUAACAAUCAAUACUUUAAAUAUUUAAUAUUUUUUUUUGCCGUAUUUAGCAAUAAUGACGUUCUGUCCGUAAUAUAUAAGAGACUUAAAAAGCCAGAUAAUGCUCAUUAUCAUGACAAUAUUACAAACUUUUCAAAUAAGUAUGAAACUAUGUUAUUGUAAAAGACUAUACUGUUGAGCCCACGAAUGUUAAUUUGAUUUUUUAUAUGAAAAACUUUGUUACAUAAAAAUAGCAGUGUGUAAAUUAGUGCAUCCGACGUUGAACUGAGGUUCAAUAUUAUUGGUCUAAUGUUUUAUAAAAAAAUACGUCAAAAACCACUUGUUUCUGUAGCUUCUGAAAAUAAUUAAAAAUAGUACAGAGUAAAUUCAAGAUUUCAUGCAUGUAUUAUAAUAACAGGUAUAAGGUGUGUUAGAUGCAAAAAUAUCCAUAAAGGAACUAUACAUUAUUUAUUCACACUUUUUACAUGUUUCAUAAUGUGUGAAAAAUCUCUAAUUUGUUUACGGCAUUUCCUUUUGAAGAGGCUUAGUGUGUUAAUGAAACUGUCUACAAAUCAUGUAUAGUUUGUUUAUGGACAUUUUACAUCGAACACACUUUUCGCGUGUUAUUAUAACACGUUCGUAAAAUCUUGGAUUCGCAGUGCAAAAUUCGUACAAACAUAGUUUUUUUUAUCAGAAAAUAAUAUUCCAAAAACGGAUAGUUAACACGCGUUCAGCACUCUCACCUACUAUUCAUUCUUGAAAGGUAGCUCACGUACUUGAAAAUUCACUAUCUACUUCUGUCAUAUAAUAUACUAUUAUCCAAAAUAUCUGAGAAACAGUAGAAAAUUUGAUAUUCACAUAGUAAGCGUCGCCAGAAUCUUAACAAUAAAAUUUAAAUUUCUAUCAAAAUUAUUGACCGUGAUCAUAAAAGUUUAUAUUCGAAAUAUGACAUCAAUAGUAAUGAAUUGUUAAUAAUCAGUCUUUUCAAUGAUUGUAUUGUAAUCAGAAACAUUAUAAUAACUUGAAAUAAAACUUCAAGAUCAGUUCAAAAAUGACUAAUGAAAGAGUAAUUUAACAAAAGAGUAAUAGUCUAGACACUUUUACAAUGCAUUUACAGAACAAUUGUUUAAAACCAUAUAUACUAAAAUUUCUUAUUAGUUCAUAAGGUAACUACUUAAAAUAAUAAUUCCAUCAACAUAAUAGAACAAUGUGUCAAAAAAAGUCAGUCUUCAACAGUAUUCGAUUUGUGGAAAUUUCUUGUGACAAUUUAUUCAGUAUUUCCAUGGAAUGUAGGAAAAAAUAGUAAUACAAACAUGAAUUUAUUAAGUGAAAUAACGAUGACAUCGAAAACUACUAAUUAUUCAAGAUUAUGAUAAGACUGUAAUUGGAGAAAAUAAAUAAUAUUAAAAAACAUAACAUGCAACUUAGAGCUCUUGAAAAUUAUGACAAUAAAAUAAAAAAUCGAUUAAAUUUCAAUUUUUGCCUUUGAUACUGCCUUUAAACUUACGAACUUGAAGAAAAAGAGAAGUAAAUACAUUUAGGUCAAGCUUUAGUCUGUAAUAAAGGUCUAUAUGUCUAAUAUAUGAUAACGAUUAUGUGACAUUUUC
Molecule: messenger RNA, 3586 nt
Organism: Chelonus insularis
Lineage: Eukaryota; Metazoa; Arthropoda; Insecta; Hymenoptera; Braconidae
Gene: mthl1
Product: methuselah-like 1
Exons: 7
Coding region: 218-1954 (578 amino acids)
Biological process (GO): G protein-coupled receptor signaling pathway; cell surface receptor signaling pathway
Cellular component (GO): membrane
Molecular function (GO): G protein-coupled receptor activity
Source: RefSeq, a predicted model, not a curated record